AUGGCCACACCUCCGCCCGUCCACGAGCCGGUCGCGGCCGCAGGCAUCGAGCGCCCUGCGGAUGACCAGCAGCGCGCGACAGCCCGACAGAGGGGCCGCCGCCUCAUGGCGAGCGUUCGCCUGGACGAGCUGCUCGCCGAGUACGACAACCCGAGCGAGCCCGUGCCGGUCGGAGACGGCGCGCCUGGCCAGGCGUAUCGAGAGGGUCGGGCCGAGGGCCUCGUCCUCGGGUUCGCCGACCAAUGGCUCGCCGAGGGCCAGGCCGAGGGCUUCGAGACGGCUGAGGAGCUACUCGCCUCGAACGUGGUGCUCGACCGCGCGUUUUGGCUGAUGUUCGCCAUCGCGCUCUGCCAGCCCUUUCCACACCGCAAGGCCGACGAUAUUCUCGAUCGGUCCAACGAGGUCGAGCUUCGCACCCGCUCCCAAGUCACCGUCGUGGCCGAUUUCCACAACGCCCUGGCCGCACACAACCGCCUCCGCCCGCACGUCGCCCCCGUCGACGCCGAGCUCAGGAAGGCCGGCAUCGCCACCAUCAAAUCGCCGCACGUGGUCGAAAGGUACGGCCUCCUGGCCACCCAGCGGUACACAAAGGAUUGGGCGACCUAUGACAACCUCGUCGUCCUCGUCAAGGCGGCGCUCGGCCCCGAGGCUGCCGGCCUCUUCCGCAACGCUCGGGAGCGCGUCUGCUUCGCGCUGCUCGUCAGUCUGGUCUUCUUCGCCGGCGCGCGCCCGGGCGACGUCGUUCGGAGCGGCUCGUACGCCGACAAGCCCAUGUACCAGCUCUGCUGGCGGGACGUGCACUUCUUCGUUCAGCUCGUCGACGACAGGAUGACCCUCUGCGUGCUCCUGACCAUUCGCGCCAUGAAGGGCCAGAAGGAAGACCAGAACAAAUUCCGCCGCGUCGUCAUGCGCACCAUCCCGGAGAUGCCGGGCAUGGUCUGCCCGGUGUGGCUCCUCGCCUGCCUCGCGAUCGACGACUGCGCCAUCGAAGGGGUCACGAGCCCGCGCCAGCUCGACGUCGAGCGCCUCUCCCCGGACGUCCUCAACCAGGGAACCGGCCGCUUCGAGCUGCCGACCAAGCAGCAUCUCGCCGACGUCGCCGUCUUUCGCAAGUUCGCUCCGAAGGGCUUGAUCGACCUCAGGACCAACCCAAACGCCAGUCGCGAGUGCGAGUGGGUCGUCACAGAUGAAGGCAGCACCUACAGCGACAUGGCCAUCGUGUUCGACCGCGCCCGUCGAUUCAGCUUUCCCCUUGUCACCUACUACUCCUUCCGCCGCAUGGGCAUCACCCUCGCCCACCGCCCGGAUAUCCUCCCGCAAGACGCUCGUGCCGCCGCCGGUCACAGGCCCGACAGCCGCGUCCAGGACGACCACUACCUUCCCCCCGAGACCCUCUUCGAUCUCAUGGGCAUCGCCGUCCUCGGGGCUCAGAACAAGAACGCCAUUUCGUUCUACGGGGCCACCUUUGUCGGCAAGGCGCCCGAGCUCACCCGAGCCGAGCUGCAGCAGAUCCAGCAGGAUCCUCGCGUCGUGCGUGCGCGCAACGACUACGAGGCAUUCAAGGCGCAGGGCCCGACCCGUUCGGAGAGGAAGCAAGUCUACGGCCGCCUGAGCGCACUGCUCGUCAAGGUGCGAAAGGAGAUCCUCAACAAGCGCGAGCAGGACCGGGUUGCCAGCUUCCGCAACCAGGCUCUUGCGGGCCUCCUGCUUGACUCGGACGUCCCGGUUCGACCGCCCACGAGCGACGCCGCAGCAUCGAGGACCGUCGCGGCCGUCCCGAUCGAGAGCCUCGACAACGAAAGCUCCUUCGAGGAUACCAUCGUCGCUUGCCUGUCCGCCUCGGACUCCCUCGCCGAGCAGGCCGACGUCCGACCGCAGAGCGACUUCGCCUACAUCCUCGACGACGACGACGACGUCGAAGGGGAGAUUGUCUCGACGCACGACAUCCAGCAGCACCUCGAGGCUCGCAAACAAGGCGCCGUCAAGCCCGUCUUCACCGUCUCCGACAAGCAGACCUGCACCGAACGCAUGCUCGAGAUCCGCCUCGGUCCGCAGGAACACCCGCGCAAGGUCCGAGCCCUGUACGCCGUGCUCGUCCGCCUAGCGAGGGGCUUCAAUGCGCGAGAGGGCGUGCCCGAGAUCGACUUUUCCCCACGCUUCGCCACCAAGGCGAGCAGGCCGACGUUUUCGGGAUUCUUCGAGCUCGCUAUGCACGACGACAGCACAAGGACCAACGCCGCAAAGUCGCUGCCUCAGGAAUGCGAGUGCGGCGAGCAUCGUCACGAGCAGUGGACCCGUGCCUACUGGGUCCACCACCUCGACCAGUGCCGCACCAAGAACCUCAAGGUCAUCCUCGAUGCCGAGCUCGAGGAGCACUCCGAAAAGCACAGCUGCGGCGUCACCCGAGGACACAAGGACCUGACCACCUGCGGCUGCAAGCUCCAAGACGGCACCAUCUGCAAGUUCUCGGCCGGCGACAAGACCGACUACCGCAGCCUCGACAGCGUGCUGCUCACGAUCCACCGCCAGUGCUCCCACGGCUGGAUCGAUAAGUCGCCCAACUCGCUCGUCCUCACGUCGGCGGGCAACUACCUCGUCGGUCCGGUCGCCGUCGAGCAGUACUUCGCCGCCAAGCUCCCGACCGAGGGCAUCCCGCUCAAGGACCAGGUCCAGGACGGCGGCUGGGACACCCGCGUCUGCCUGUGGUGCCUCCUCGACAAGUACCUGGCACCGAGCGAGCGCUUGCGAGACCACGGUGGUGGCUACGUCCAGCACGUGUUCAAGCUCCACCUCCUCCGCCCCAAGGGCGACGAGGCUUACGGCGAGGAAAACGAGAGCAUGGUCUGCCCGUGCUGCCUCAAGAUCCUUCCGGUCUGGGACGUCAUCGACCACAUCCAGGCCAUCGGCCACGGCAUCCGCAAGCGGACCCCCGACAACGUCCAGAACCAGGGCUCGCUCGAGGUCAGCGACUUUCCGUCGCCCGUGGACACCCCUUCGUUCUUGGGUCGACUUGUGGCUUUCCUCACCUGGGCCAAGGCCACCAGGGACGCCCACGCGCGUGCCGGCACCACCCCUGACACCGAUGGCAAGGCGUUCGUCCUCCACUCGUUUGUCCUCGACGCCAAGGGCGCGCACCACCAACGCCGGAUCGGCCUGCGCACCGACGGAGAGUCGAGCGAGUCGGACGAGCCAGCUUCCACCUCCAGCUCCGGUGCGGACGACUCCAGCUCGGGCUCGAGCGACUCGGGCUCUAGAUCCGACUCUGCCUCGGACUCGGACGACUCGGACUCGGACUCGGACGCGAGCUCGACGAAGCCCAAGAGCAGGAAAAAGUCGAGGAGCAAGCGCCAGCGCAGUGGCAAAAGCGAGCGCAAGAGCGAGCGCAAGACGAGCAGUCACGGCUCGCGAGGAUCGUCGGAGAAGGUCAAGCGCGAAGAGGGCGAGGCGCGCUCGUCCAAGAAGCGCAAGCGACGACACAGCAGCAAGAAGUCGGCCACGGCGGACUCCCCGAAGAGGGUGAAGCGAGAGGACGAGGGCGCAAGGCCGUCGACGUCGUCGUCGUCGCACAAGGUCAAGCAGGAGGACGACGGCCAAGGUCUCGCGGCGACGGCUUCGAGCAGGGCUGCGUCAGAGAGCAGCAAGAGGAAGUGA
Pseudozyma flocculosa PF-1 is the source of this 3651-nucleotide messenger RNA. RefSeq lists its product as uncharacterized. Bases 1 to 3651 code for a protein of 1216 amino acids. The record is from RefSeq and is a predicted model, not a curated record. The transcript is spliced from 4 exons. NCBI's taxonomy places the organism in Eukaryota, Fungi, Basidiomycota, Ustilaginomycetes, Ustilaginales, Ustilaginaceae.